GACUUAAGAGUGCUAUAAAGUGGGUGUGGAACUUUCUUUCUCUCGUCUUUUGAUGUUUUUAACUCCUGUGAGUUUUACUUGUCUCUUUACUCUGCACUCUCUUCUCUGUGAUUUUGAUCAUUGGUUGGCUUUGGACCCAAUUUCAUGGCAGCAUACGAUUGCAGAGAAUCAAAGCAGCAUUCCCAAUUUCACGUUACUUAAUGUGCUUUGAAAGAUGCAAACCUGAAAGAAGGUUAUUGCAAUAAUCACAUCAUUUGAAUUGGGACUGCCUCCGGGCAGUAGAAUCCAUCUUAUAUUUCAUGUGUCUCAGCUGAAUCCAUAUCAUGGUGACCCAAAAUAUAAUUCAUCUCUGAUUCUGCUUUUAGCGGUUCUAGAUUUGGAAAAUUGGUGGAUCUUUUAAGAAGUGAUAUUUUAAUGCUAUAAUGUUGUGAUUAUAAAAUCCUGUUUUCUGACCUAACAUUGUCUUGAAUAAAGCCUAGACACACAAAUAUGUUAUUUUAGCUCCUUGGAACUUCAUAUAAUUGAUACUCAUGUAUUGUCCUGUAUAUACUUUAAGCAUAAGAUGUAUACCCCUUUGGUAGUGGAUUUAGAACAUGAUUUGAAGGUUAACGAUAUUGAUAUACUGGUUUUGUGCAUGCAAAGUUGUUAUAACAUACUGGUUUUGUCCUAUAUUAAGCUAAAUUUCUUUACUCAGGAAUCAAGAUGUAUGUCGUGGUUUUGUUCCAUAAAAAGUGGCAGUUUUUGCUUAGCGGGCUAUACAAAAUCAGUACUCAGGAAUCAGGAUGUAUGUCGUGAUUUUGUUCCGUAAAAAGUGGCAGUUUUUGGCUGGCGGGCUAUACAAAAUCGGUACUCAUGAAUCAGGAUGUAUAUUGCAUUUAUUUUUUGAGUGUUCUGUUUUUUUUUAUAAGACAUGGUUGGAUUUGACCGAUUGGAUGGGGAUUAAAGUAGUAUACCAUAUCAAUUGUAGUUCUCAUCUCAUUCUUUCUCCGGAAUAGUCUAAGGUAGGAAAGAUACAUAAUUGGUAUAAGAACAAUUUGACUUGCUUGUCUAUGGAUUAUUGGGAAGGCUAAGAAUGCGAAAAAAAUUCAGGAUAAAAAUGUUUCGACCGAUACUAUUUCAGAAAAGGUAAGUGCUUUCCUGAAACUGGAUAAGGUCAAAAUCAUCGAGGUUUGGAUAUGCAAUAUCAAAGUUGUGGACUAACCCUCUACCUUUUUUAGGAGUUGGCGUCAAGUCAGAAGAUUAGGGGAGAUCUGGUGUAGAAAUCCCAUUUCUGCUUCAGGCUGGCAUUCUAGUCAGGGAUGGUAAAAAUCAUUACUUCUGAAAUGGGAGGUAGGAAAUGCAAUGUGUUGAGGGUUUUUGGAGUGUUUAGUGUUGGUGUGUGAUCCUUGUGUAGUCAGUCAGCUGCUUAGUCUUCACCGAAGUGUAUUUUGAUUCUGGUUUUGUUGUGGAGGACCUGGAAUUGUUUUGUUGUGCAGAACAUUAACUUGUAACUUACACUUCUCUUCAACAUUAUUGGCUGCAAUGAGCUCUGGAUGCUGUCAGGUGCAAUGGUUGUGAAUGAUAAAAACUCCCGUAAAUAGAUGGUCUAUCCAUUAAGGCUGAAAGUCUAGCUUUAUCUCAACAAGGAAGGAGUUUCAACCAUGGAGUAAGAUUCUCUGUGAACACAGCUUCACGCGGCAGUGAACCAUAUCUUAAACUACCUAAGGCUGUCUGAGAUGCCCAUUUAGGCGCAGAAUAAGAGCUAGAAGACUCUAGGAAGUUUAUUGAAGCACAAAAGAAACCUGACAGAGAAUGGGUUAACUUUGAUAUAACUCAAUUCAAAUUCAGAUAAGUACCUUAUGAUAUCUCUCACCACCACCACUCUGGUGCUGACGCCAUUAUCAUUGGUCACAUGUUCGGCGGCACGUCAUCCACAUACAACUACGGUUAAAACUGACAGAAAACAAAGGCAAAAUAAUGCAGGUUUCAGCGGCGAGAAGAAGGAAUUGUCGUGGCAUUGCGUGGAAGGUUGUGCUGCUUGUUGUAAGCUUCAAAAAGGUCCUUCUUAUCCAUCUCCUGAAGAAAUUUUCACCGACCCUUCAGAUGUUGAGCUCUACAAUAGCUUAAUAGGACCAGAUGGAUGGUGUAUACAUUAUGAAAAGAGUAGCAGAAAAUGUUCCAUUUACUCUGAGCGUCCGUAUUUUUGCCGUGCGGAGGCUGAGGUGUUUGAAUCUUUGUUUGGAGUCAAACAGAAGAAUUUCAAUAAGGAGGCAUCCAGGUUCACCUUUCUCAGGUUCGAUUUCCUCUGGAGCCAAUUUCGGUGGGCUAAGUCCAUACAGAGCUUGCUCUGGCUUUAAAUGUGGCCCCCGCAAGUGGGUGGUGGGAUUGGUCCCCUCGGAUUAGUCGAUUCUUGAUCGGAUACCGAGUUUUCAAAAAAAAAAAAAAAAAAAAAAAAAAGUUUCACCUUUCUCACUCACUUUUCAAAUUAAUUUCUUUUACUUUUGUUUAUGGAGAAUCACAUUAUGAAGUUUAUUUAGUUGAAAUGAUUUUCUUUUUAUUUUAAAUGAAAGAUAAUUACUUUGGUGGUAUGUAAUACUGAUAUGCUAGUGGCCAAUGUUUUUUCUUUAAAACUCGAUAUCCGGUUCAAGAACCGACUAAUCCGGGGAUCAAUCCCAUUGUCCAAUUGUUAGUAUAAUGAGGGUUAAUUAUCUUUUGACUUUUAUGUAUUUCAAGAAAUUGGAACAAUUUCGGGCUUUCGAUCUGAAGCAUCAUUUAAAUAGGGUUAGCAUUUUGAGAUUCUACCUCUUUACUUCGAUCUGCAUUAGGUGCAGCUAUGUGUCAGAAUUUUACUGAAGAACCUUACUUUGUACUAGUUUCUUUUGUUUAUGAGGAGGUUCUGUCAUCAAGCUUUUGAGGCAUA
This is a messenger RNA of Medicago truncatula (barrel medic), 2899 nucleotides long. RefSeq lists its product as uncharacterized. The transcript is spliced from 3 exons. NCBI's taxonomy places the organism in Eukaryota, Viridiplantae, Streptophyta, Magnoliopsida, Fabales, Fabaceae. The record is from RefSeq and is a predicted model, not a curated record. The coding region runs from base 1839 to 2336 and encodes 165 amino acids.